GAUGACGUCUGAACUACUCGCGGAAGUGACGUAACUCUACGUUUGUUCCUCCAAUCAGAGCUCGCAGCGCGCGAUUUCGAACAUCAACGUCCCCGACGGAAAAUACGCCACAGAAUCAACUCGCACAAAAUACACAAUUUACGCACUAUCCGGCCUAAAGUAGCUGUUUAUAGAUCUUAUCGCAAAUAAUUGGGUAAGACGUACGCCGUGUUUUGGUGAAGCUCGGCGUAAUAUGGAGAUAAAAGCUGAUAUCUUGACCAGCUGAUAGACUUUACACUGGAUUUCGUGGAUGUGUGACUGAUCGUGCGCACUCAGCCAUGGUUCGGGAGCGGGUGGUGCAGAAGAAGUCCUUCCAGCAAAGUCUGGACGACAUCAAGGACAAAAUGAAGGAAAAGAGAAACAAGCGUCUCGCCAGUGCUUUAGCUGCCAGCCGCGGCCUCUCAAAACUGAAGAACAAACACACAGCUACAGUGAAGCCAUUUGUCCUGAAGAGUGUGCAGGUGAAUAACAAAGCUCUUGCAGUAGCCCUGCAAACAGAGAGGGAGAAGGUACGGCAAGCGCAGGGGGUCAUCCUGCAGCUCAAGAAAGAAAGGCAAGCACUCAUCUUUCACCUGCUGAUGCUGAAGAGGACGCUUAAAGAUCGAAGACCUGCUGAAAGUGCCCAGGUUUCUCCUGUAGAGACGGGUCCACCUCAGCCAAUCAGUCCUAAACCAGUACAUGUGGUUGAGACGGAUAUCCCUGAUCAUCACUCAGCAGAACCACCUUUUAAUGCAGAUGCUGUUCCAGGUUGGCGUAGUGUCAGACAGGUUUCGUUGCCCCCCACAGUAGGAACAAGGCGAAAGAGACGCUCUGAGGUUGUGAGGAGGCGAAGCUCACGUUUUGACUCUGGCACGGUCGAGAAAUGUGACGCAUUCGAUGUGAAAAGAGAAGAGACUAUUGAUAACAGACAAGAGACGUGUCAUGAACAGGAAGAGCUUAAUGAAGAACAAGCUGGACAAAAAACAGGGCAGAACUGUGAGUUCAACCUAGAGAUUUCUGAACUCCCAGCUGUUCAGCACUCGACGCCUGAGCCCCCCCAGCGGACUGCCAGACAGCCCAAGAAGAAACCUACCCAAGCCGCUCCCCGCCCCAAACAUGAGCGGGGGCGCAAACCAGACCGAGCCCCAUUGAAGAAACCAUGGGAAAACCCCAAACCCCGUGCUCGCUCCAAGAGCCGGGACCGAUGUCAGAGUCGUACAAGAGCGGCACUUCCACCUGCCGAUCACCUUAACUCCUCGUUGGGUGGCAAUGACACCUUUGACUUUGACUGUGAAGAGGCCAUCCAUCUAACGCCUUUCAGAGCAGGAACCAAAGCUGUGGAGAAACCAUCACCUGAUGCUCCGGAUAAAGAGGACAAGGUCUUGCCCAGUCCUGUUGCCAUGGAAUCCAACAACUGCCUCUCAGAAGAUGAACAUGAUGCAGAUGAUUCCCCUUAUGUACCAAAGAGGAGAUCCAAAAGAGCUCGUAGUCCACCACCCAGACGGGCUCGCUCUAAAAGGCGGUCCGUUCAAGAGGCCAGAGAAAACAGAGGAAAAGAAAAUACUUCCCAAAAGCAGGACCAUGUUGAAAUACAGCACAGAGAAAAAAGUAGGCCUGAAACUGAAGAAAUUGGUCUGCACCUCAGCGAUGAUCUCGGCCCAGGCCUUCUGCUCCCACAUUCACCAGUUUGUGUUCCUCCUGAGAAUCCCAGCCAAUCAGAACCAAGCCAAGAGAUCUGCCAAGGUAACUUUGUAUGUGGGAACACUAAACUGAAGCAUUGA
Messenger RNA from Sinocyclocheilus grahami, 1799 nucleotides. RefSeq names its product shugoshin-like 1. Lineage: Eukaryota; Metazoa; Chordata; Actinopteri; Cypriniformes; Cyprinidae. The transcript has 7 exons. The record is from RefSeq and is a predicted model, not a curated record. The coding region runs from base 318 to 1799 and encodes 493 amino acids. Gene Ontology annotation, cellular component: chromosome, centromeric region.